Messenger RNA from Aegilops tauschii subsp. strangulata, 1935 nucleotides. Its product is annotated as peptide-N4-(N-acetyl-beta-glucosaminyl)asparagine amidase A. The record is from RefSeq and is a predicted model, not a curated record. Lineage: Eukaryota; Viridiplantae; Streptophyta; Magnoliopsida; Poales; Poaceae.
UUAUCCUCGAGGUUGACCGGGUUGUCCUCGCAGUCCUCCUCCUCCUCCUAGUUUUAAGCCGCCCUGGCGCGCGUACGUAGCAACGCAGCAGACUGCCUCCGCUCUAAUCUCAAGCUGUGAACCAUGGCCGUGCCAUGCGUCCGCCUCGCCCUCCUCCUCUGUUUGAUGAUCCCAGCCACCGUCGCCUCACCUCGGAGCCUACGCAAAUCCCCAGCCAACGCGUCGGCGUCGCGGCCGACCGCCUUCUUCGAGGUGGACCGCCCGCCACGCGGCGGCUCCGGCCGCCGGUGCUCCACGCUCCUGAUGUCCGCCUCCUUCGGCUCCACCUUCGACAAGCCCCCCGCCACCGCCGCCUAUUCCCCGCCGCGCUGCCUCCUCAAGGCGGGCGGCCGCGCCUCGGCCAUCUCCCUCGCGGUGCUCGAGUGGCGCGCCGCCUGCCGGGGACCCCAGCUCGACAGGAUCUUCGGCGUCUGGCUCGGCGGCGCCGAGCUCCUCCGCGGCAGCACCGCCGCGCCGCCGCCCAACGGCAUCGUCUGGUCCGUCUCCAAGGACGUCACCAAGUACGCGUCCCUCCUCGCCGCCGCCGGCAACUCCACCUUCGCCGUCUACCUCGGCAACCUCGUCAACGCCACGCUCACCGGCGUGUACCAUGCCAACGUCACGCUCCACCUCUACAUCCGCCGCACGCCGACGACCAAGCCGCCGCCCGCCAUGGCUCCCGCCGACCUCAUCGUCCCGAUGUCGCGACCCCUCCCUCUGAACGGCGGGCUGUGGUUCCCGAUUCAGAGCGCCGCCGACGUCGCAUCCAAGAGCGUCGCGCUGCCAUCCAACACCUACCGCGCGGUCCUCGAACUCUACUUCUCGUUCCACGAAGACGACGAGUUAUGGUACAAGAACCAGCCCGGGUACCAGAACGGCCCGUUCCGCGAGGUCACCGCUCGCGUCGACGCUGUCCUCGCCGGCUCCGUGUGCCCGUUCCCCGUCAUCUACCCCGGCGGCAUCCACCCCCUCCUAUGGAGGCCAAUCGCCCCCAUCGGCUCCUUCAACCUCCCCACGUACGACAUCGAGCUCACGCCUUUCCUUGGCAAGCUGCUAGACGGCAAGGCGCACGAGUUCGCGUUUGCGGUCACCAACGCCGUGGGCGUGUGGUACGUCGGCGCCAACCUCCACCUCUGGCUGGAUCCCGGGGGCACGUCGACGACGGCGGGCCUCGUGAGCUACGCCGCGCCGCCGGCGAACACGACGUCGUCCAAGUCCGACGACCCCGUCGACACCCACUACCACGCGACGGCGAACCGGCUCGUCUCCGCCACCGGGUGGGUCAAGUCAUCGUACGGGAAUAUAACGACCAACGCCACGCGGACGUUCGCCCUCGAGUACCUCCUCACCUUCGAGACGCUGGACCUGACCAUCGUUGCGGACACCGGCGUCGUCGCCACGGACGGCGCCGGCGGCGUCCUGUACUCGGCGCAGACGCACGGGAACUUCCCGCUUGGCUGGGUCUAUCAACAGAAUAGUCUAACCGUCACGCACGGGUUGGAGGAGACGACGGUGGCCGCCGGCCAGUGGUCGUCGGCGCCGCCGUACCAGUCGUUGCGCAUCACACAGAGCAGCCUCGUGGAGGACGAGGAGGGAGGCGGCAAGUCAUGGGGCGUCCGGCAGACAUACAGGUACAACGCCACCGACGGGUGCUACUUCAGAAACGUGACCAGCAGCAACUACAGCGUCGUGUCGGACCACUCCAAUGAGUUCUGCGUGAAGGGGGCGGCAUCCGCCGAAGUUGGCGCUGUCACGGCCGCGCUACUGGCGAUGAAUCUUCCAUAGUUACUUUUAACUUUUCCCCGUACCGACAUUUGGCAACUUCAAGAGAUUCUGGGUUUGAAACGUGAACCUUUGUGGAGAACGGAUUGUUGCUUUAAGAUGUGUGCCAUGACA